Messenger RNA from Pararge aegeria (speckled wood butterfly), 3470 nucleotides. RefSeq names its product integrin alpha-PS3-like. The transcript has 21 exons. Lineage: Eukaryota; Metazoa; Arthropoda; Insecta; Lepidoptera; Nymphalidae. Gene Ontology annotation, molecular function: integrin binding. Gene Ontology annotation, cellular component: external side of plasma membrane; integrin complex. The coding region runs from base 1 to 2925 and encodes 974 amino acids. The record is from RefSeq and is a predicted model, not a curated record. Gene Ontology annotation, biological process: integrin-mediated signaling pathway; cell-cell adhesion; cell-matrix adhesion.
AUGACGAUUUGCAAUAUAGUUUUUAGUGUUUUGUUUAUAAAUGUUUUGUUUUGUGAGUGCUCGAAUGUUUUUCACGAGAGUUCAAAGAUAAUGUUUCGACCCGACGACGGCUCUGAAUACUUUGGGUAUUCUGUGAGUUUAAGUGAUGAAAGGUUGAUCGUCGGUGCACCAAAAGCGAGAAGUCGGUUAAGGGAGAUAACGUCUGGACAGGUGUUUAAAUGCCCUGUGCUGGACCUGGACACCCACCAGAACAUAACGUGCUUGCCAAUAGGCGUUACUAAAGACAUCGAGGACAGAAUUUUCGCGAGAUCCUUCUCCAGGGAUGAAGUGUUCAGAAAUGAUAUGUGGUUUGGAGCUACAGUCACCGCGAUGCCCAAUGGAGCUGUCUUCAUAUGUGCGCCUCGCUGGGCUAAACCCUACAAAGAUUCACACUUGUUGCAAAACGGAAUGUGUUACAUGCACUCAUCGAGAAUGGCGAAAGAGUAUCUGCCGCUAUUGGACCCCAGCCGGCAAGCGUUCCUCAGCGAUGAUCGUAGACCAGAGUACGGAGAGUUUGGGACCAACCUCAAUUACUACGCGUACGGCCAAGCUGGAUUUUCAGUGAAAGUGUCUGAAACGAACGUCAUUCUUGGUGCUCCUGGGCUAAUACAAUGGACAGGAGGGGUCGUAGAAUACCGGCCUGUCGACAAAGACUUCAAGAACGCGUUGUUAAGCAAACAGAUAUCAAUAAAUCCAUACUACACUAAAGAAGUUGGACCGGAUGACUACUUAGGUUAUAGUGUUGAAUCUGGUAUCUUUGAAAGAAAUGGAACCACUCUUAUAGUUGCUGGAGCACCAAGAUCACAUUUUGGAUACGGUCAAGUACUUAUUUUCGAGCCAUCUUUCAGAGAAAACAGCCCUCUUAAUAUUAAAUAUAAAGUGGUCGGUGGCCAGCUUGGCUCCUAUUUUGGUGCAACUUUAUGCUGCACAGACAUCAACGGCGAUGGAAUAGUAGACCUCUUGGUAGGAGCACCAAAUUAUGUGAAGAAAGAUGGAAUACUACAUUACGACCAAGGAGCUGUGUUUGUUUACUUGACAAAUGUACAGGACGACCGUUUUUCUUUGGAUGCAACCAAUUACGUAACAGGGUCAGAGGAGAGUGGAGCUCGAUUCGGAAACUCUAUCGCCGAUUUGGGAGACAUUGAUGGGGAUGGAUUUAACGAUGUCGCUAUCGGAGCACCUUGGGAAGACGAGGGCAAAGGAGCUGUUUACAUAUACAGAGGUAGUAAAAAUGGUCUCGACAGGCGGUAUGAGCAGAGAAUCACAGUUGCGGAAUCAAAAACAUUUGGCUAUUCAAUAGCUAAAGGUUUAGAUAUGGAUAACAACAAUUGUAGUGAUUUAGCUGUGGGUGCCUACGACGUCGGCGAAGCUUAUAUCUUUAGAUGCAUACCUACAGUACACGUGACGAUUUCCAUCAAAGUACCGGAUGCUGUGAACUUACCAGUAAAUGCUACUAAUUUUACUGCUUUAUUUUGUGUUAAAUCUACUCCAAGAACAGCUUUAAAUGGAGAAGCUAUAUCAAGGAAAUUAGAUUUCACAGCGAGAAUAGCAAUCGAUACAAAACAAAACCGUGCAAGAUUCAAAGGAGAUACAGAAUACGAAUUAUCCAUAACAGUUGGAAAUGAGAAGUGUGAUGAACAAGUAGUCAUCGUAAAGCCCACGGCCGACUUAUCAAAGCCUAUUUCGAUAAAAUUCAAUUUGGAAGAUAAUGGUUCGCUAGAAGACAGUCAAAAGUUUCCACUUUACGGUGCAAGACUAUCACCAGAUUCCAUUUUGGAAUCUUCAUUUGAUAUUCAACUAAGGAGAGAUUGUGGCGAAGACCUCAUAUGUAAACCUUGGUUGUUGAUGUUUUUGGAGCCUCUGACUAGCAUAUACGUCCCUGGAACAAAUGACACACUCGGAUUCAGAGUGUCCGUUUUCAACACAAAAGAACCGUCAUACGGUGCUAAAGUUCAUCUCGCACUACCGUCAUCCCCAAAAAGAGUUCCCAGCGAAUGCUCUUUAACAGAACUUGUACUCACUUGUAGUUUACCAGCACCUCUGUCGAGAUCUGAAUCUAAAGAGUGGGAGAUUGAAUUAGAGUACACAUACAGCGAUAGUGUGGAAAAGGAAUUAAACGUCACCGCAAUUUUAGAUGAUCCCUUUUAUGAUGGCACAGAUAUAGAUAGGAAACGUAAAGAUCUUGUGAUUGUUAUUAAACCAGAAGCUAAACUAGCUUUUAGUGGGAAGGCAUUGCCCAACGCCACCGUCCCAGUAACGAGGGACAAAUUCAAUGAAGCGGGCAACGUGACUCUUGUACAUUAUUUUGAGGUAACCAAUUUUGGACCGUCUGAUUGGUUUCGAUUGCCAGUUCAAGUUAUUCUACCUGAAAAGGUGAACCUAUCAAGUUCAAUCAAAGGAUGUCUUGGGUUAGGUCAUGAGCUGGAAUGUACCUGGAACCUCCCAGCUCAAGUUUCUUUGCCUAUAGUUCUCCCACUUCGCUUUGAUUUGGGUCUGCACGGUAAACUUUUAGAAGAUAAACACGAAUUUAACGUCACAACAACCAUUACGAUAAUCCUGGAGGGACAAAAUAAAACUACGUCAAUAACAACGACUUUGGUAUUGGAAGCGGUACCACCAAUAUGGCCAUAUAUUGUAGGAGGUGUGGCAGGCUUCCUUUUACUAUCAGUAAUGAUACUAGUUUUUUACAGAUAUGGAUUCUUCUCAAGAAAUCGCCCUGGGAAUUUCAACAGGCUCGAUGAACAUGAAACUGCUGACGAAGCGAGCUUAUCCGGUGCGAAUCUAGAAGUAACGAGGAGUUCCGGCGCCGAAGAAGAUGUCAAUGGUGUUCAAGACCCUUCUUUUUUGAAUGAGACUUCAUCACAAGGGCUACUGGCAGAUGAGUAGUGAUGAGAAUUAAAAAAAUAAAUGUGGUCUAGUCAGAAACAUUUAUUUAAGAAAUUCAGAGUUAUAUCAAUUCAAGAGAUUCUAUCAGUUAGAUAUAUGUAGCUCAUGCUAAAAAGACAACCGAUUAUUGGUACGGUGGCUUCUAGAUCGAAGUAUCGUAUCGUAUGUAGCAAAUAGGUCCAGGAGUCCCAUUGAAAUGGCUACUCAACUUUAGGAAGAAACAGCGGUAAAUCAGGGUAGGUAAUAUAUAAAGCAGUGGCGUGAAAGCAUUAAAAUAAAUGAGACAAAACGAGACCUCCGAUCGUUUACGAAGACACGAUCGUUUCAUUUAGGCGCGGUGCUAAGUGCCAUUCUAUCGCGUUCAGCUGGAUGGUACCACAAAGUCUACCUACCAGAGUAACGUAGUGCUUGCAGUAACACAGGCUUCUGCUUAAACGAGUUAUAAAGUUAUUUCCGUUUUAAGCAAUUCAAUAUAAUAAUAAUAAUAAGUUUAUUUCAAUUAACAGUUACACAGUAAAUUAAAAAUAUUACAAAAUAAGGCGAAC